Messenger RNA from Hyla sarda, 1349 nucleotides. RefSeq lists its product as uncharacterized. NCBI's taxonomy places the organism in Eukaryota, Metazoa, Chordata, Amphibia, Anura, Hylidae. Bases 519 to 1349 code for a protein of 276 amino acids. The record is from RefSeq and is a predicted model, not a curated record. The transcript has 3 exons.
UUUUUUUUCAUGCGCAGCAACAUUUAUUUGCGUAUUUUGUGCGUAUUUUUAUUUUGUAUGCCUGAAUAAAGAUAAGUUUGGCCCCGCCUUUCUUUCUGGAGUCCCGUUCGUUUCCGGGUGAAGUUUUUGCACAGCAAGCAUGGCCUACUGCCGGAUGGACAUGAAUGUGACGCAGCUAGUUGGAUUGGUUAGUACAAAUGAUAUAUGUGCCUUUAUUAGUAUAGUGUGAUGUAAUUGAGGAGAUUGCCUGGGCGUUUGGUGUGCUUAAUUGGUGCGCAACUUUGGCGCCAAAACAGCGCAUGGGCUAAACCGCAGUGUUGGACAAUCGUAGGGUUGGACAUAGUGAUGCGAGGGGGUGUUUUCUGCAUGAUAUGUGUAAUGUUGUAACUCUUUAUGUUUUGUUCUGUUUUUUGCCAUGUUUUUUUGUGGUGAUUCUAAAAUUAUUGCUUGUUUGCCUAUAUUAUUGGUGCUAGGUGGAAAAGAAUCCCUGUUUGUGGGACUUGCUACACCCUGACUAUAUGAAUAAAAAUGUCAAGAAAGAGGUGUGGGUUCGUAUUUUUCGUGAAAUGUAUCCUGACUGGGAUGAGAAGGCGCGUGGUUUACGGAAUAAAAUUGGUGAAGAUGUUAAAAACCGUUGGCGGUCUUUGAGGGACCAGUUUCGACGCUAUGAAAAUGCUAAAGAACAGAGUGGUUCAUCCCCUGUCAGUCGCAGACGCUUUGCCUACUAUGAGUCCCUGUUAUUUUUACGCUCUGGAAGAGAGCUUCGGCCAUCUAGUGGUAAUGUUGGUGAUACCAAUGAACCUGAAGAUGAAGAAACCAUUACCCUAGACUCUUCACCAUCCAUGAUUAAUACAGAAGAUGACCCUCCUUUGGAAAGCAAUCAAGCGGCUUCGGGUGGCCCUUCAACUAGCCAUAUUCGGGCAAAUUUGCAGAGAGGCAGACACCAAUCACGUGAAGGGGGUUUCAAUGUUAACAGGCCAAAUUUUGAGUUUGAGGCUCUGUCUAUGCUGCAGAGAGUUGAAAAGGAGGAUGAGUGGGACCAUUUGGCAUGUACCUUGGCUUCUCGCCUUCGUAAGCUGCCAGUUGGCCGCCAGUGGCACUGUGUUCCUAUUCUGUUUGAAGUAGUUGAAAUUUUUAAUUCCCCUAAUCCGAUUCCAACUAACUUAGAAAUAAUAACAGAGCUAAAUAAGCUUAAACAAAGUAGAUGCCAGUCGAUUCACUCUGCACCCCAUGUAGCCCCACAAUCAAGUGCCACUCUUUCCUCCUCUGAGGAUCAACCUCACAUGUUGUCCCAGCCUUCUUCUCGCCCAGCCUCAAUAAGAGAAGAGAAAUUUAGGCAGAUGUUCUAG